AUGAAUAAUAUUAUUGUGAAUAAUGCGGUUCACCUUGUUAUAGCAGCGGUAGCAGCAUCAAUGAUGAUGCUGCCUACAGCAGAAGCUGCAUUGUAUACCGUCGGAGACGACUUGGGUUGGACUAUUCCUCCGGGCGGCGCUGCCACUUAUGCUGCCUGGGCUGCCAAGCAUAGCUUUGUAGUCAAAGAUAUUCUAGUGUUUAACUUUUCUGCCGGAGAAGAUGACUUGGCUGUGGUAACCAAGGAAGAUUUUGACACGUGUAACACCACGAACCCCUUAUAUGAAUUCGAAGAACCAGCGACACUUCAAUUUCUUGCAAGCGAUACAUUUUAUUUCACGAGCACCUUGGCCGGCCACUGCUCCAAAGGCCAGAAGUUAGCCAUUUACUUCGCUCCCUCUUCAACCGAUUCUCCAAGUCCAAGUCCAACGUCCUCCUUCCCCCUCAAAUUAGUGUCUCAAAAGAUCAUGCAGGGCACAAGAACAUAA
Messenger RNA from Prunus dulcis (almond), 486 nucleotides. RefSeq names its product early nodulin-like protein 1. Lineage: Eukaryota; Viridiplantae; Streptophyta; Magnoliopsida; Rosales; Rosaceae. Gene Ontology annotation, cellular component: plasma membrane. The record is from RefSeq and is a predicted model, not a curated record. The transcript is spliced from 2 exons. The coding region runs from base 1 to 486 and encodes 161 amino acids. Gene Ontology annotation, molecular function: electron transfer activity.